Molecule: messenger RNA, 4352 nt
Organism: Zootoca vivipara (common lizard)
Lineage: Eukaryota; Metazoa; Chordata; Lepidosauria; Squamata; Lacertidae
Gene: LRRC31
Product: leucine rich repeat containing 31
Molecular function (GO): protein binding
Source: RefSeq, a predicted model, not a curated record
ACUACUUCCUCUUUUCUCUUCAAAUGAUCCUACCCCACUACACACACAAAAUGCUGACCAGACUGUUCAAAUGAAAUGUUCAAGGAGGUAGUCGGGCAAAACUGUUGAAAAGAUGCAUCAAAGAAAAAGUUAUGGUAAUGCUUUCCACCGGACCAUCAUAUCCCUUGAAAAUAUUUUUGAACUCUGCACAGUUCUGAAGAGCAUAUGUCCCUGCUUCACCAUCGCACCAAAUCAAGGAUUUUGCAUGAGAAAGCUAAUACCCGUAUAAGAACAGGAAGUGUCCGAAGACAAGCAAUAAAGCAAUUGGAACUGAAUCAAGAGCAAACUCAAAAGGAUGAUCAGCUUCAAAGUUGAUUUGUUUCAUAAGUCAUGAAAAUACUUGGAAAGGUAAAACAACCUUUCGAUUAAAAAAAAUGGAAGCUGAAGGUGCAAAGUGGACAAGGACAGAAAAGGCUGCAGAUGGCUUUUUUCAGAGAUCCCCAUUCAACUUCUUUAGAAGUCAGAUCCCAAAGAAGAAACCCUCUGCUGAGAAAGGGGGAUGUGAACAGUACCAGGGCUCAGACCACGAAGAAUCCAAAGAGGAAAGUGGAAAGGGAAGCAGAGGACACAAAAUGAACGAUUCCUGUUUAGAAACUCAAAUGGCGGAGCAGAUUUUCCCUGCACCAGACUCAAUGCUGUGUCCACAAAGAGUCCAGAAUUUCCUGGGGAAAUUGGGCAAACAGCCCUCUAGCAAGGUUUUGGACUUAAAUAAUUGUGCAUUAAGUACAACAGAUAUAAUGGAUCUGGUUGCCAUAAUACAUUUGCUGCCAAGCCUGGAAGAGAUUGAUCUGUCCUGGAAUGAUUUAAUAGGAGGGACAUUAAAGUCUCUUACCCUUCCGUUCAAAUGUUUGCAAGAGCUGAAAGUCCUCCGACUGAACAACUGCAGACUCACAGCCAUGGAUCUUUCGUUUUUAGGUGAAGCGCUUGAAGUAAUUCCUUACCUUGAAACACUAGAUUUAUCGUGGAAUAACAACAUUGGUGGGAAGCUUUUUCUUCUAAUCCAAAAUAUCCCCAAAGACCAUAAACUCAAAACACUAAAAGUGAUGGAUUGCAGUCUAACUUCUGAAGAUGGUGAAUCACUAGCUCAGCAGCUCUACAAAAUCCACAGCCUUGAAGUACUGGAUCUGUCAAUUAACAAAAAGAUAGGAUAUGGCCUGGAGAGUAUCGCCCAGGAAUUAAAGCAUGUCUCAGGACUGAAAGUACUUAAUCUGAACAGGUGUGGGUUAAAACUAGAUGGAUUCAAGCAUUUAGCCAGUGCCUUGCAGCACCUGAUGGAACUAAGAGAAUUAGAUCUGUCAUGUAAUAAAGAGAUUGGAGGAGGUUUCAAGUACUUAGCAGCUCAUUUGGCCGAGCUAAAGAACCUAGAAAUCCUGAAUCUUCAUCAGUGUUGUAUUACAGAAGAGGACAUGACUGUUUUAACUCAGAAAUACCUCUGGCUCUCCAGAUGUUGCUGGACUACAAAUCCCCUAAUAUCAGAAUGUUCAUUGGCUAUGUUUGCAUGUGAUGUGAGCUGGAGUCCAACAAUAUCUAGAGGACCACAUGUUUACUACAAUGCAGCUGUACUGUCCUUUGAUCUUUUUGCAGCCCAUAUAAUUCCUCUUUUGUCGAGUCUUCAGGACCUGGAUUUAUCGUUAAAUAAAAGCAUUGGGAAGUCUUCCGACCACCUUCUUAGCAGACUCCGUUUUUUACCAAAACUGAAAUCUGUGCUUCUCGGCAAUUGUUCUUUACAGCACAAUUCAUUUGCAUCUUUAGCCGAUGCUGCCCUUCACCUUCCUGAACUGGAGCUAUUAGACCUUUCUUGGAAUAAAUGCGUUGGCGGGAACCUAAAGCUGAUUUUGAAAGCACUAAACCUUGGAGCUGAGAUCAAAGUGUUAAGACUAAGCAGCUGCAGCUUGGUGGAUGAGGACCUGGGUGGCCUUGGCCUGGUCAUCCAAGCUGGGCAUCUGGCUCAACUACAGGAACUGGACCUUAGUUAUAACAACCAGAUCUCUGACCAAGGAUGGGCAGUGUUCUAUCAAGACAUAGUUGGCCUUGAGCAGCUUUCUGAACUGGAUGUCAGCCGUCGUCCGUCGUCACGUGGCAACUGUGGCGAAUGGUUGGGCAAACUUUUGGCAGCACUGCUGAAGCUGCCCCGGUUCACGGAGCUAGGGCUGCAAGGCUGGGUUCUUUCCGAAGUUCAGCAAAAGCAACUGGAACAUUUUAAUCGGGACAAUGAACGAAAUGUUCGCUUUGAUGUUUGGUAUGGAGCAUGAUGGUUUUGUGCCAGUGUAACAAUCUAUAGCUGGUGGCUCAGAGGCUCAGCACGCAGUUCCUAUAGCCUUACCUGACAGAAUCCAGUGGGGUAGAGAGAAAAGAACACUAGAAUUGAGAAACUGAAGCCCUGAUCUCAGUGAAACUCCUACUCAGCCCCACCUUGUGAGUAAUUUUUCGCCACACAGGAUGAAAGACUUGCCUUGCUGGAUCAUUUUUCCCCACCAAGAGGAGUUUGUGGCUUGAGCAAUAGAAAAUACUAUCUUGAUCUGUGAAAAUGACUUUCUGUGAGUCCUUUUCUUUUCUUUUCUUGCUUGUAUUUAUUCCCCUGGCCCUUUAAGGUAUCACAGAAUGCAGUUAUUUCUUCUUGCCCUUGCCUUUGUCCUUUUCCUUUCCCUUUCCCUUGUCUUUUCCUUUUCCUUUGUCUUUUCCCUUUUUGUCUUUAUCCUUCUUCUCUUUCUUGCCUCUCCUGAUCAUUUUCAGGAUCUCGCCAAAGGCUCCAAUCCCUCUGCGCACCAUCAAGCCACGCCACCAAGCCUGGACCUUUGAGGGGAGGGAGAAACAACCAUAUGAGCAUUAAAAUGAAGAGGAAAAAAGCAGCUGUUUGUAGGUUUGGGAGAAGAAUUAGUUCAUUUUGUUCUUACAGCAGACAGACCAAUUUGAUGGCUGCAAACUUGCUACCAUAUUGGAGCACAACUCCUGCUUCUCUGGAUUUUACAAUGUAGUUUUGGUGUGCGAAAAAGUGCACACAGAAAUAGGUAAAUUUUACUGUCAAAAUGCAUAUGUUAUAGAGACAUGCAUUAACUAUAUAUAUAUAUAUAUAUAUAUAUAUAUAUAUAUAUAUAUAUUAGGGGAAAGGCAUACAAUUGAAAGUUAACUUUUCAUACAUUAUUUUAAAAAAUGCACAAAAUGGGAUGGAAGAGACCCAGGGCUUUUUUUCAGCUGGAGCUCACCAGAGCUCAGCUCAGGCACCUCUUAGGUGGGCACCAUGGCCCCUCUAAGACAGGCAUCCCCAAACUUCGGCCCUCCAGAUGUUUUGGACUACAAUUCCCAUCUUCCCCGGCCACUGGUCCCGUUAGCUAGGGAUCAUGGGAGUCGUAGGCCAAAACAUCUGGAGGGCCGCAGUUUGGGGAUGCCUGCUCCAAGAGAACAAGGGAGAAGUUCAUGGUGAGCUCCAGCACCUCUUUUUCUAGAAAAAUACCACUGAACAGACCUACGAUUAAAUAAUGAAACUGAAAUGGGAUGCAAUGCGCUGUCCAUUCCUAGCUAUUUGUAUUUUCAGAUUUCAAACGUUGGUGCAUAAAAUGGAUGGUGUGUUCCCGCUUUCCUCCCAAGGCUGUCGUCAUGUGGACAAAAAAUUUCUUGCAGGAAUUCUUCUGGCACCACUCACCCUUUUGCUACUCCCUUGUACCCCAUUAGGACUCCUGAAUUAGGAGCUCUCCUGAGUCAGUAACCUCUGUGCUUGUCCUCUCCAAAGAACUGUCCUCCUCAACAUCAUGGACCCUACACAUCACUAUGUUGGGCCAUCAGCAGAGCCCUGAGGGAAUUAACCAAGAGGAGGAGAUAUGCUGGUUUAUAUGCCAGGGGGCUGCCCCUUAAAAAGUGGUCCUAGAGUUUGUAGGAGCGAGUAGUCAGUGUUUGCCAGCCUCGUGCCCUCCAGGCUUUGGGCUAGAACUCCCAUCAGGUUGUCCAAAACAACAGAUUAGCAAAAGUUGCCAUGUUCACUUGGAGCUCUCAAAGGUUCUGCUACUGCCUGCCUGCCUUGUCCCACCAGCUUCUUCUCAAAGUCAGGAGGAAAAUACUCUCCUACCUGACCAGACCUCCUCCUUUUCCCCUUGUUCUUUUCUGUGUUACCCUGCACAUUCCCCACACUCCUCUAAUACCAAGUCAUACCAAUGUACCAGGAGAUAAUGCACCCUAAUCAGAAUAUUAUCUGCUACUUUGCUUCCACUAUUUAAAAUCCUGUGGCCCACCCACAGUUCCACUGAAUUGUCACUACAACAUGCUGCAGACCCAUGAGGCUUUUUGUGUGUGUGUGUGUGUUCUCUGUACCGUUAUGGUCA